Molecule: messenger RNA, 4110 nt
Organism: Pestalotiopsis fici W106-1
Lineage: Eukaryota; Fungi; Ascomycota; Sordariomycetes; Amphisphaeriales; Sporocadaceae
Exons: 4
Coding region: 1-4110 (1369 amino acids)
Biological process (GO): carbohydrate metabolic process
Molecular function (GO): hexosyltransferase activity; UDP-glycosyltransferase activity
Source: RefSeq, a predicted model, not a curated record
AUGUCGGUCCUAGAGUCAAAGAGGGCCCAGGCGAGCAGUGGAAGCGCCCACGAAACCGAACAGCUACCGGACUACGAUGAUACCCUCUCGAUUGCCGUAUCCGAUGGCUUCCAAGCAGGAACGGCACUUCCAGACCUGCCAGAGCUAGGAGCUGAAGAGGAAGUCCCGCCAGCCUACAGCGAGGUCCACGAUCGUCUUUCUCUACAUCAAGCUGGAUUCGACGCCGGCGCUACCAUCACGGACGAUGGCCGAGUCAACAUCAACAUCAAUCAAACGAGCAGGCAACUGGCCGAUAUCAUCGCACCAACUCUACGAAACCAGCUCACUCAAGAUGCCAAGCUUGCCGUAGAGCCUCUUCCUCCCGCAUAUAUCCCCCCCAGCCUGGGUGGUCAACCAGGCCAAACGCCACCUCCCAAGUUGAACGUCGUGAUACAGAUUGUAGGAUCGCGUGGAGAUGUGCAACCCUUUGUCUCGCUGGGCCAAGUGCUCAAAAAUACCUAUGGCCAUCGGGUUCGAGUUGCGACGCACCCCACGUUUAAGAAUUUCGUCGAGGAAAAUGGAUUGGAAUUCUUCAGUAUCGGGGGUGAUCCAGCUGAGCUCAUGGCUUUCAUGGUGAAGAAUCCGGGACUUAUGCCAGGCUUUGAUGCGGUCAAGAAUGGCGAAGUCACUAAACGCCGCAAGGGGAUUGAACAGAUCGUCUGGGGCUGCUGGAGAUCAUGCAUUGAGGCUGGCGAUGGCUUGGGCCCUGCACCACGACUUGAACGCAGACAGAAUGCCUCCAACGACACAGAGACCAUGUUCAUGGAUCCGGUGCAUAAGCCUUUUGUUGCAGACGCCAUUAUUGCGAACCCGCCCAGCUUUGCCCACAUUCAUGUUGCCGAGAAGUUGGGGAUCCCGCUUCAUCUCAUGUUCACCAUGCCAUGGUCGCCAACGAGAGCCUUCCCACAACCUCUGGCCAAUAUUCAAUCGUCAAACACUGAUCCCGUGACGACAAACUAUGUCUCAUAUGCUCUGGUGGAGAUGAUGACAUGGCAGGGUUUGGGCGAUGUCAUCAAUCGCUUCCGCACCAAGAUACUCGAUUUGGACCCCCUCUCUCUCAUUUGGGCCCCCGGAGUGCUCACUCGUCUUCGGAUCCCCUACACUUAUUGUUGGUCUCCGGCCUUGAUUCCCAAGCCAAACGAUUGGGGCAAUCAUAUUGACAUUGCUGGAUUCUACUUUCUCAAUUUGGCAUCCAAUUACUCACCUGAGCCUGAGCUUGCUGCCUUCCUAGAGGCUGGACCGCCUCCGGUGUACAUUGGCUUUGGCUCGAUCGUGGUUGACGACCCUGAUGGUCUGACUAAGAAAAUAUUUGACGCAGUCGCAUCCACUGGCGUUCGAGCCCUCGUAUCCAAAGGAUGGGGCGGGCUUGGAGCGGAUUCCAUGGGCAUUCCUGAUGGAGUUUUCAUGCUCGGCAAUUGUCCUCACGACUGGCUCUUCCAACAUGUGUCGGCGGUAUGUCAUCAUGGAGGUGCUGGUACCACGGCAGCUGGAAUCAAUGCCGGAAAACCGACGAUUGUCGUGCCCUUCUUUGGCGACCAACCGUUCUGGGGUGCCAUGGUGGCCAAGGCGGGUGCCGGACCGGAGCCUAUCCCCUACAAGAAUCUCAGCGCUGAAAAUCUCGCCGAGGCAAUUAAGACUGCGCUGAAACCAGAAACACUGGAAAGAGCAAGAGAACUAGGUGAAAAGAUCAGAGAGGAAAAGGGAUCAGACGUGGGAGGUCAGAGCUUCCACCAACAUCUGAAUGUUGACGAAAUUCGCUGUGCUGUUGCUCCCAGCCGCGUAGCUGUAUGGCGUGUGCGAAGAUCAAAGGUUCGGUUAAGUGCUCUUGCUGCUGCCGCACUCGUUGAAAGUGGUUUCAUUCAGUACUCUGACCUAAAGCUAUUUCGAUCAAGGGAGUACAAUACGGAAGAAGAGCCCUGGGAUCCUGUCUCGGCCGUCACAUCUGCUCUUCUCGGAGAUAUUGGCAGCAUUGGAAUGGCUGUAGCCGAUUUCCCGCGGGACGUAUUCAAAGCAGCCGUGGGACCGAAAAAGAGCCAAGGAACAUCUGACAUUGCUGGCAAAUCUUCUAGUGCUGCGGCAUCCCAAACUGAUUUGCCGUCCGAGAAGGAUUCGAGCGAUGCGGCAGCCGUUACUCCUGGUACGCCUGGUACUCCUGGGACACCUGACCCGCAUAUCGACCGAAAGUUAGUGGCUUCACCUGGACCUGCGAAUGAGAGCACGACCAGUUUGGUGCCGUCUAUCUCGGCUGCUUCUGCAGUUUCUGCAAAGUCCAACGCUGCGGCGGAGCGUCCAGCGAAUCCAAAGCGAGAGCCAUCUGAGACCCCAAGCAUGAAUGACAACUUGGAGAGGGCACUUGGUGCCGGGAAGAGUAUUUCAAAUAUUGUCACUACCGGCGUAAAAUCCCCAAUGAACUUUUGCAUGGGCCUUGCAAGAGGAUUCAGAAAUGCGCCAAAGUUGUACAAUGAUGAGACAGUCCGCAGACCCGAGAAGGUCACUAGUUUUGAGACCGGCUUGAAGGUUGCAGGGAAAGAGUUUGGACUUGGUCUGUACGAUGGAAUCUCGGGUCUGGUCACACAACCUAUUCGUGGAGCACAGAAGGAGGGCGGCAUGGGUUUCCUGAAAGGAUUUGGCAAAGGCAUUGGAGGGCUUAUACUGAAGCCAGCAGCCGGAGCCUGGUCUGUUCCAGCCUAUGCAAUGGCUGGUAUCCACGCAGAAAUCCGGAGUCUAUUCGCCCAGAGCGCUGAGAACUAUAUUGUCGCAUCGCGUAUCGCCCAAGGUAAAGAAGACUACGAAAACUCAACAUAUGCGGAAAGAGACGAUAUUGAGAAGCGCUGGCUCGCGACUCGUGACUCGCUGAAAUCUUAUUAUACGUGGAGGCAGAAAGAGAAGGGCAAGGGGCGAGAUUCAUCUCCUCGACGCCCGUUCCCGACUGCUGCUGAAGGAGCUUCUUCUGCGAAUAGUUUGGCUAUUCCUACUGAAGCUCCGAAAACUGGAUGGCGCCACACAAGAAACCUGUCUUUUGACGAACGGAAACGCCUUCAAGACCAGAAAAAGGCUUGGGUGCGCAGACAAGCCGCUGCCGCUGUCGGCUUAGCUUCAGGGGCUCAUGUUACCGAGGAUGUCACCGCUGCUCGGCUCGCAAGCAGGGAAGAUGCACAAGACCCCGAGUUCGAACAGGCGAUCCAAACUGCGGUUCGUGAAACGUCUAGUGGAGAUGCAGUUGAAGAUGCGAGAAUCGAGCAGGCCAUUCGAUCCAGUGUUCGAGAACUCCGUCGAAGAUCUACGGUGUCACUGAAAUCAACGGUUUCGAACCAGUCAACUGAACCACGAAGUCAAUCUUCAGAUGUCGGAUCUGAAAGGAAUUCAUCAAACACAUCGCACUAUGGAUUUCCCUCAGAAUUGAAGGGACAAGUGCCGUUCUCACCUGAUGAUUUUGAUGAUAUCACAGAUGAGGAGUACCAGGCAUUGAUUGAGCAGGCUGUGCAGCUCAGCAUUGCAGAGGACCACAGGAAGUCGCAGCAAGUACAAGGUGUUCUUGGACGGGGCGCUGAUGACGACGACGACGACUUCCGACAAGCGCUUCAGCGUUCUCAGACAGAUAAUGUCGCAACUACUACUCACGACGAUGGGGAACUCCGCAAAGCUAUCGAGGCAUCGGAAGCAGAGCAUGCUGCUCGUCUCAAGCAAGGGCAUAAUGGCCACGACGACGAUGACGAAGAGCUCAAGAAGGCGAUAGAAGCGUCGCAGGCAACCGAGACACAAGCAGCUCCUGGUGCCGAAGACGAGGAAGAGUUCAGACGAGCACUGGAGGCAUCAGAAAAGGAGCAUCAAGAAGAGCUCGCACGAGCCAAAGCCAGCAAGACUGAGGAAGAUAUAGUCAUGGAAUAUGUCAAGAAACAAAGUCUGGCAGAAGCUCAAUUCCAACCAAAGGGGAAGGGCAAAGAUUCCUCGAAUCAUGAUGACGAUGAUGAGGAACUCAAGAGGGCAAUUGAGGAGAGCAUGAGAGCCACGGGUAAGGCCGGUGAGAGUUCGGGAUCCGGCUCGGGUACAACCUCAACACCAAGAACAUGA